AUGAGCGAAGUUACUUCUGAAACACAUUCCAGCGAUGAUGGGAAACCCAAAUCCUCGCUUCGGAAGUGUAUCUCGCUCCUUAAAGUGGCAAAGACAGACACGGAGCGUUUUGCCGCAUUGAUGUUGGUCACUCAGUUGGUCAGUUCGAACGAAGUUGAUGUCGCUGGUCGAAGGGAACUUUUUGACGCUAUCGGUUUCAAGUUUUUGAACAGAUUGUUGAGUACCCGAAAUGUACCCAACGGCUGUCCUCCAGAUGUGUAUCAAUCGCUCUCGUUGACUAUUCUGGCCUGCUUUGCAACUGAUGAAGAGCUCUGCUCUCACAGCGAGAUGAUAAAUAAAAUUCCCAUGCUCCUGACCACUAUCAAAGCAGCGGGACGAAACGAGUCUGCGAUCGCGGAUGAUUGUUACCAAAUUCUCGCCUCCUUCGCUGGUUCUUCGACCGGAAUUAGACAUUUAGUUGAAAUGGGAGCAAUUUCGAAGCUUUGCGAAGUCCUUGAAGAAAAAUAUUCAAAGAAUGCUGUUGAAAUCUUGCUUCGAAUCCUGUACAAUGAACCACGUGUGCAUUGGCGAGAACAAAGAGACGACCUUCUUGGCGUACUGAGUACAUUGAGCAGGCUGUUCAAAGAAACUCAAGACAGCAGUAAAUUUGAACUUUGUAACUUUUUGUUGGUUUUUCUUUCGGGUGCCGAGAAAUCUACGUUUGAAGGGCAAGAAGAUCAUCCGUGUUUGGCCAAUAUAAAUAAAGCAUUAAAAGAUAUUCUGCAAUCAAGAAUUUCGUCGUCACAGAGAGAUCCCUCUCUGAUUUUAAUAUCGAUAAUCAUCGAUCUGGUCGGAAUGGAUUGGAUGGUUACAUUUUCAGGACAAGAUUCUCAGGGACUCUUUAUUUUAAGCCUUACGAUUGCCAGUGUUGAAAUAAGAAUGAUUUUGGACGGUAAAACCUCAGAGGAAAUCGAACCCAGGGCCAUUGUCCUGACCAGCUGUUACAAUAUUCUCGAAAAAGCAAUUAACUUUGCUAUUGUUCAAACUCAUACAAAAUCUCAUUUGCCGUCCAUUGUUAGCGGCGGCCUGUCCAAAGUAUAUUCCCUGGCAACCGAGGCCAUGCACUCCAUUGGAUUAUACUUGGACCAGGUGGCACAACACGAUGUCAGAGGUCGCCGAACUGGACAAAACCGCGUGGUUGUGGCGUCAGUCCGCAUUCUUUGUGCGUGGAUGUCCGAAGAGACUUCAGCUCUGCAAGAAGAUGUCGGCAAGUUACUUCCAUUUCUGUUGAAGAUCGGAGAUGAAUCGCUUACAACAGGUGCUGUAAGAUUUUCUUUCAAUUUUUUUUCCUCUCCUUACGUAAACAGACCUCAUACACGCCUUCCUAGUCUUGGUCCAGCGAAUUGAAAACACCGGACUCUCGUUCUUGCCGAGUAGUACAUCGUAUUUUCAAAAAAUGCAUAGCUCGAAAUAGAAUUUUAAGUCCUGGUGAAGUAGAAAAGUCCAGAUAUGUUUGUAAAGCAGUUGAAAUGGCGACACGUUUCAGUUCAUUCAGGUCAUCUUCGGCGAGCAAUGGCGAAUAUGCGAAUCAUGUCAUUUGCUACAUAACAAUGUUUUAAGUAAAGUUAGACAUCUUUUACAAAGAUGUGACUAAAUACUGUUGAAAUUCUCAGGAAAAGGUAAAUGAAAUUUUCUAGGACUGAAAUGAAAUGUGAAAAGGGCGUAUUGUAUUUUACUUUAUAAAAGCUAAGUUUUACUUUUGUCUCACGAUGUAGUCACGGGUGAUGUAGAUCGCGACGUGUCGACUGCAUACUGCUAGCUUUUAUUGUUAUUCACCACGAUGAAUAACCACAACCUUUUCUACGAAAUUUUACUUUAUCUUUUGAAAGAGUACAUAAGCUAAUUUUUGGCAAACUGAAGGGAAAUCGCUAAACUUUGUCGAACAAAUAUUUGGGACAAAAAUAACAACGAAAAAAUUCUUAUUUUCUGAUUGAUCUUUGUUCAGGAACCUUGGGUGUGACCAAAUCAUUAAAUAUUCAGAAAUAUUUGCAUCUGUCCCUCAGAGAGUUUCAUUGUUUGAAAGAGUAACAAAAGGUGUUUUUUUAGUUUCUGGGUGAAUAAAUUGACUUUUCCUGGCAUUUUAAUGAGGUUGCUCAGCCAGAAAAUAGCUUUUAAUUUGGCACAAACCAACCCAAAAGUUCAGAAUUGAUGUCAUGGUAGCAAAAAUAAGUCCAUUUAGGAUUUUUUUCCUUCAUCUCUUGAAAGGGAUUUAUAAGUAAAAUUUCAGUGCUUGAGAAUUAAAUUACCAACUGUAGUGUAUUGUUUGGAUUGAAUACUGAAUAGACUUUUUUUAGCUUGUAUGUAUUGUUUACCCACUUCAAGUCAUGUGGUUAUAUUCAAGAGAAAUCUUUUCAAAUUCCACAUACUCAGAUGCAUAUAUAUACACAGAAUUUACAAAAGUUGAAAGGAACAGUUUUCUAGAGUAUUACUACUUGACCUGGAAUAAGUAAACACAACAAAGGCUGAAGAGGUGUAUUUUCUGGACUAAUCAUCAAAGGCAUGUGGUGGCAUUAGUGAGAAGAAUUUCCUUUCAGAUGUCAGGAGUUUUAGGUUUUGGUAACUUGAUCAAGAGGUUAACCCGUUUACUCCUAGAUCAAAUUUGUUAUUCUCCUCGCCAUCAACCAAACCAUUCUUAUAGUGUUGGUUUAGAGAAUUUAGAAUUAAAUCAACUAGUUAUCCCCAAAUUGAUAUUUUUCUUUAUUCUCAUCACUUGUUUGGUUGAUAUUGUAUUGAUAUUGUAAGGAGAAAUUCGGUCUUGGUCACUCAUGGGAGUUAAAAGGUUAAAUGUAAUAUGUUGCUUUGUUUCUAGGUUAUGAUGAAUAUUUUUCUUCCUUUGCAGAAUUUAAGCUUUGGUUUCAAGAUGACAGAAAGGAUGCUACAACUUCAAGUGAAAAAGACACAAGUGCAGGUCUACCAGAUCUGGAGAAUUUGAUAGGGCAUCAUUCAGAAACUAGAUAUGACGUCAUGCGUUUCAUGUUACCACCCCUGUGUCACCUGUCUGCUGAUGAUAAAAUGCGCAAGAUCUUUGUUGAAAACAAUGGUCUUGAACUUUUAUCAAAGUACUUUUUUCAUCAUUGGAACAGUUGGUAUGGACAAACAAAUGGUGUCACAGAUGACAAUGAGUCAGAGACGUGUCUUAUUACCAUGCUCGGUAUUUUCUUGAAUAUCCUUGUGACAGAACCAGAACUUUCAACAAAAGCUGAAGCACUUGAGGAGAUUGGCAAACAUGCCCUUUUGUCUUCUUCACAGCUACUCUUCAGAGAUAGAAAUAUCACUAUUUUAGUGAAUCUUGUAGUCCUUGGUCUUUUGUUUGUGAAAUGCCACAAAGACAGAGGAAAAACAGUAUCGUUUGAUCAAUUAGAGGUAUCUGUUUUCCUUAAAAACUCCAUUCAGAUCUUGAAAGAAGCAAGAUACCCUACUACUGGCAAAACACAAGGAGACCCAGGUGAUAGGAAGACUGAGUUAGCCACCCAUUGCAGAGAUUUCUGGGAUGACAUAUCAGAACUUUGGUUUCUAGGCAUACAGGUGCUGUUAUCCUUGGCAGGUUCCAUGUCUGUUGCCAAAGAGCUUCUUGAAGAGAGUGGAUGUUAUGAAGAAUUUGUAAACAUUGUGAAUCAAACCAACAAAGAAGAGGAAAAUCCUGGAGAGAAAAACUGAGGCCAAGU
Messenger RNA from Pocillopora meandrina, 3704 nucleotides. The record is from the annotation of a GenBank genome assembly. NCBI's taxonomy places the organism in Eukaryota, Metazoa, Cnidaria, Anthozoa, Scleractinia, Pocilloporidae.